GUUGUGCCGCAGAAGAUGAUUUCCUACAAGCGGAGAACAGACCUGAAUUCUUAGAAUCCGGGUAAGGCGGUGAUUCGCACCCAGCACUUAGCACAGGUAUUUCCCGGCUCAAAAGAGGCAAAGGCAUGAAAGCCAAAGUCUUUGAAGAGCACGCUGCUUCCCGAUUGGCUGGAGCCGCGUUUCUGAUUGGCUGAGCAUGUCCGGCGGGGGCGGGAGGAGGAGGAAAGCCUUUUUCCCAUCACGCGGCCGGCGUUCCAACUUUCGGGGACCGGCGGGGUCCUAGCGCCCUCUCCCGAACGUUCCGGGGCAGGGCAGAAGCGAUGGAGGGGAGGGAGACGCCGGCAACGGACGCCGCGGGAGGCAGAGAAGACGAGGAGCCGCUGCUGAGGCCUCCCGCUCCGGCGAGCGGCUCCGAGGAAGAAGCGGAAGACUGCGGGGGCCUCUGGGAACUGCCCGUGGAGCUCAGCGCGCGGAGGCCGGAGUGCGGCCGUUGCGGGCGUCCUGAGAAGGUGUGUUUGUGUCCAUUCUUGCCAGUCCACCCACUGAAAGUCUCCACCUGUUUGUAUAUCAUCCAGCACCCAGCAGAGGAAAGUAGAGUACUACGAACUGUACCCCUUCUGGCUGCUUGUCUACCCGAAGAAAAAUGCAAAGUCUUGAUUGGUCGUCGCUUCAGUGAAGACAGGUACCCUGAGCUGGCAUCUGUGUGCAGAAAUAAAAAUACCUUAAUAUUAUAUCCUGGAGCUGGAGCAGCGAAUUUGGAAGAGGUCGACUUGAGCUCACCUGAUCCCUAUGUGAUCAUUAUCAUUGAUGGAACAUGGAGCCAGGCCAAAGAUAUAUUCUUUAAGAAUACCCUUUUUCGAAUACCUAAACAGGUGCAGCUGAGAACUAGCCUUUCAAGUCAGUAUGUAAUUCGUACCCAGCCUACAAAUGCAUGCCUGUCAACACUUGAAUGUGCAGCUAUUUCCCUGGCCAUCAUGGAGAAGAAUGAUGGUAUUAAAGAAUCUCCAUCUGUCUCCUUUUUUCCAGACUGUCCUCCGUCCUCUUCAAGCCCUCUGCUCUUUCCAGCUUCAACACGGCGCCCAAGUUCAUCACAGCAAGGAGCACCUUCUUAAGAAUGGUUUAUACGACAAGCCCAUGCCAAAAAACAAGCGCAAGCUCAGAAGAAUGGAGCUCUUAGUGAAUAAUGUUAAAAUUUAGCAAUGUCAUGUAGAAUUAGCUUUAUUUAUUUUUUUAAAGAAAGAAUCCUUUAAAAUGAUGAAGUGGAGUUUGAUAUGGAUUUAAUCCAGACAAUCAUCUCUUUUGAUAAUGGACAAAGUUCAGGUGGCAACUUGCCAAGGAGUUCAAACAUUAUAAUAAUAAUAAUGAAAAGCAGAAUGCCUGGACCAUCAGGGAAUAAACAAGAGAUAUCCGUUCCCCCAUACUCUCACCCCUGUUUAUCAGUCUGUGAUCUUUAGUAGGGCUUCUUUAAUUUUUUUAUGGGAGGCUUUUGGCAUUACUGCACAAGGAACAUAAUUUUUUACAAGGCAGCGGUUAGAAGACAAAAUUCCAGUAUGGGGAUUUUGAUUUGCAACAACAGUGGGAAUGAAAUAAUAAUUUUAACAUUUCCCCCCGUUUAAUUUCUUGUUCUGAUUAAACAAUAUGUCAUAUAAACCUUCAUGUCCAGUUCACAUUGCGGGAUGUCGGUAAGAACAGACUAGUAAAUGUGAUCAUUGGAGAACAAGGUAUUUUGUCCUGUCACUCAGGAGAGCAAUUACACACUGCAAUACACUUGUAUGUGAUUAGCAUGUACAUUGUCAGGGGAGAAGGCAUCCAAACAUGCAAUGGAUGUGAGCUAGAAAGCUGUAGCCAACCAUAGAUGAUGAUUAGGAGCUUAACCAUGAUCAGGCAACACACUAAGCCAAAUCUUGGUUUAGCUGCUGCACGGAGCUAGAAGGGAACAGAGAGCAGCAAAGCGGGUGCAAAUCUCACUCCAGGAGCCCGCAUGCUUCUGCAGUCCUGAUCAGCCAUAGUUUGGCUUCCUGUGAGUUGCAACUGUGCUUCCUACAGCCUGGCCACAGUAAUCCAUGCUUGAAGAACCUCACAAUGGGAUUGCUACAGUGCACUUUACAUGAGCUACCAUGAAGACAAUCUGAUAGCCUCACCUCAUGCAAAAUACAGCUAAUGCAAAACAGCCUAGCUGUUGAGCAAGUCAGCUAGAUGGGACCAGGAGGCACUGAUCCUUAAAGCUCUUCACUGCCCACCUUUGACCUACCAGGACAAAUUUAGGACAUAGGUACUGAUACAUAAAAAAGCAUCUCCCCAAUAUCUUCUAGCCUGUGUUCUUAGUUUGGCAGAUAAGGCCCUCUUCAUGAUCCCACUGGUUGAUAUGGCCUGUGGGGCCGUUGUCUGAGACAGGGACUUCACAGUGGUGGCUCCCUGACUGUGGAAUUCCUCCCCAGGGAAGUGCAGUUGUGCCUCACAAUGUUAAUAUUCAGAUGUCAAUUAAAAACCAUCUGUGCAUUUGGGCAACAAACUCUCUGGGAUUCAUCAGUUUUGUUAUUAACACCGAUUUUUAAUAUUGUUUUUAAGGAUUGUAAUUUUUAGUUAGUUAUUAAUUAUUCACUGUGUUUUUUACGUUGUGCACUGCCCCAAGCUCCUUUAGAAAAAAAGGUGGUAUAUAAGUGUAAAUAAAUAAUAAUAAUGGGUGGUAUCUGAGAAAGUAGUUCCAUUAAUGCAAGGACGUUGGGCUCCACGAAGGAACUGUGCCUCAUGUCUUUCUUGCACCCCACAUGCGCCACCUAGAUGCGUUCUGGGGGUUCCCUCAACCCUCCAGAGCACAUUUGGGGAGGGUAUGCAGAGAGAGAAAGAGGAAGUUCAGUUGCACAAAUGUAAAUCCUUGCACUGACAGACAGGGCCGUCUUACCCACAGGUGCUAGGGUUCGGGGCACCCAGGUGCCGGGCUCUCAGGGGCGCCAGGCCGAGAGUCCAGGGCCCGAGAGUUGAGUCUGGGGAAGAGCCCGUCCAUCAGUUGGAGCUGUUCUGCUGCGGGCGGCUCUGCGCAGUGAGUUCGGGAGAGACCAAGCCACCCAGAAGCUGAGGCGGCUGGCCAGUUCCGCCCUCCUGUGCGCCUGGGACUGGGCAACCAGGGUGUGUGUGUGUGCCAGGUGGAUCCUUGCACCCCGGCACCACAUAUGCUUAAGACAGCCCUGCUAAUGGAACUGCUUGGUUGGAAACCACCCAAUACUUUUUAGUCAUGUGUCAGGGAUUGACAUUUUAUAGCAAUGUUACUAUUGUAACACAAAAUGAAUAUGUGGUAGAAGCUGAAGAAGAAUGUCCUGAAUCAAUAAUGUAUGGUUAACUGUAUUUUGUCUAGAUGAAAGAAAUUAAAUCAAUAUUACUGAAAAUAUGGGUUGCAAGGAAAUACUGUUAAUGCUGACAUAGAACAUUCUUAACUGUAGAUGUAUCCUGGCUGCAGCAGUUGUUCCUGUGAAAGCAGCAGCAAUUAAGCUUUGUAGCCAACAUAUUCCUCUUAAUGGAGGAUGCACUCGCUUCCUUUGAUUAAAUUUCCCUUGCUUCAGAAUCAUUAACAUAGUAGUAUUUUCUUCUGUACCAAAAAUAUUUUUCCCGUUCAAGUUCUAAAGAAGAGAGGAAAAUCUAAUACCCCAGAUUCACAGUUUAAAAUGUCUUGGUAUUAUUAGUCAAAUAACCCCUUCAUUUAUAAUACCACAGUGUGAAUUUUUAUUAAAUGUGGAUUAAUGUUUCAUGUA
Messenger RNA from Podarcis muralis (Common wall lizard), 3746 nucleotides. It is a transcript of the gene DTWD2, whose product is annotated as DTW motif tRNA-uridine aminocarboxypropyltransferase 2. Lineage: Eukaryota; Metazoa; Chordata; Lepidosauria; Squamata; Lacertidae. The record is from RefSeq and is a predicted model, not a curated record.